Molecule: messenger RNA, 2925 nt
Organism: Rosa rugosa (rugosa rose)
Lineage: Eukaryota; Viridiplantae; Streptophyta; Magnoliopsida; Rosales; Rosaceae
Product: potassium transporter 10-like
Exons: 8
Coding region: 485-2848 (787 amino acids)
Biological process (GO): potassium ion transmembrane transport
Cellular component (GO): membrane
Molecular function (GO): potassium ion transmembrane transporter activity
Source: RefSeq, a predicted model, not a curated record
CUGGUAAAAUAGGACCUACCACAAUCACACCCAGACAAAGUAGUACACACAAUUCUCUGUAUAAAGAAAAGGCGUGCGCUAAAAGUAGUCUCUGCUUUGAACAAUGGGGUCUGCUCAUCUCUAUCACUCUCUGCUAUGCUUCAAUUGGUAUCUCAAAGCUGAGCCUAAACCCAGUUUGUGGUAUAAAAAAGAAGCUGAACCCGCUUGAGAAUUGAGUAGAAGACACUAAAGUUUUGGUCUUUUUGUUGUCUUGCGUGAUUUGUCUUCUGGGUUUUUCUUCAUUUUCGGUGCAUGAAGCGGUUUGGAAACAAUUGAGAUCAAAUCAAAGCUUCUGGGUUUUUCUUCCUUUUCGGUGAAGUGAAGCGGUUUGGAAACAAUUUAGAUCAAAUCAAAGCUUGGAUUUUUUUUUUUUUUUCCUAAUUCAACUUGUUCAUUAGCCAACCUGGUGUGGAAGUUGUACUGAUUUGAAUCACUGGGGAAGCAAAUGGCUACAAAUGAAGAAACUGGUCCCAAAGGUGGAGUGUGGGUUUUGGAUCAGCAGCUUGAUCAGCCUAUGGAUGAGGAGGCCAAGAGGCUUAGAAAUAUGUACCAAGAAAAGAAAAUUUCGACAGCAAUUCUUCUGCAGCUUGCAUUUCAAAGCCUUGGGGUGGUCUAUGGAGAUUUAGGCACAUCUCCUUUGUAUGUCUUCUACAAUACAUUUCCCAGGGGAAUUGACGAUCCCGAGGAUUUAAUUGGAGCUUUGUCUGUCAUUAUAUAUUCCCUCACUCUUAUUCCCCUUGUGAAGUAUGUUUUUAUCGUCUGUAGAGCAAAUGACAAUGGUCAAGGUGGAACAUUUGCUCUUUAUUCGUUACUCUGUCGACAUGCCAAACUCAAAGCUAUUCCUAACCAGGACAGAACAGAUGAGGAGCUAACAACUUAUAGCUCUUCUACAUUUGGUGAGCAAUCAUUUGCUGCAAAAACCAAGAGAUGGUUGGAGGGACAUGCAUUGAUGAAGAGCACACUUCUUAUCCUUGUCCUGAUUGGAUCUUGCAUGGUGAUUGGAGAUGGGAUUCUAACUCCAGCCAUAUCAGUUCUUUCAGCAGUUGGUGGGAUCAAUGUCCGUCACUCUCGGAUUAGUAAUGAGGUAGUUGUGCUUGUUGCUGUCGUCAUACUGGUUCUUUUGUUUACCAUGCAACACCACGGUACAGAUAAAGUUGGUUGGCUUUUUGCACCAAUUGUGCUCCUCUGGUUUCUCUUGAUUGGAGGGAUUGGCAUGUUCAACAUUUGGAAAUUUGACAGGAACGUCUUAAAGGCUUUCUCGCCUUUGUAUGUAUAUCGAUUUUUUAAGAAGGGAGGAAAAGAUGGGUGGACAUCUCUGGGAGGUAUAAUGCUCAGUAUAACAGGAACAGAAGCACUUUUUGCUGACCUGUCCCAUUUCCCAGUCCCAUCAAUCCAGAUUGCUUUCACAUGUGUUGUAUUUCCUUCCCUUCUGUUAGCCUACUCUGGUCAAGCUGCCUACCUCAUGAAACAUUCUGAUCAUGUGUACGGUGCCUUUUACCAUUCUAUUCCAGACAGUAUUUAUUGGCCUGUGUUUGUUGUUGCUACUGCUGCUGCUGUUGUAGCGAGUCAGGCCACCAUAACUGCAACUUUUGCAUUAGUUAAGCAAGCCCUUGCACUUGGCUGUUUCCCAAGAGUCAAAGUUGUACAUACGUCAAGGAAGUACCGUCACCAGAUAUAUAUUCCAGAAGUUAAUUGGAUUGUUAUGGUUCUCUGCAUUGCCGUGACAGCUGGGUUUAAAAAUCAAAACCAAAUUGGGAACGCCUCUGGGACGGCAGUUUGUAUUGUUAUGUUGGUGACCACAUUGCUUAUGAUUUUAGUCAUGAUAUUAGUGUGGCACUGCCAUUGGGUUCUUGUCCUAAUCUUCACAGGCUUAUCAUUUCUAAUGGAGGGCACUUACUUUUCUGCUGUACUCCUCAAGGUCAAUCAAGGAGGCUGGGUUCCUCUUGUGAUAUCAGCAGCUUUCUUUAUUAUUAUGUAUGUAUGGCAUUAUGGUACAGUAAAGCGCUAUGAGAUUGAGGUUCACAGUAAGGUUUCAAUGGCAUGGAUUCUUGGACUUGGUCCCAGUUUAGGACUGGUUCGGGUACCUGGUGUAGGCCUUGUGUACACUGAGCUAGCAAGUGGAGUUCCCCGCAUCUUCUCUCACUUUAUCACCAACCUACCCGCCAUUCAUUCUGUUGUUGUCUUUGUCUGUGUGAAGUACCUUCCUGUCUGUACAGUCCCAGAAGAAGAGCGGUUCCUUGUAAAGCGGAUUGGACCCAAGAAUUUUCACAUGUUCCGUUGUGUUGCCAGAUAUGGGUAUAAAGAUCUCCAUAGAAAAGAUGAUGAUUUUGAGAAAAAGCUCUUUGACAGCCUUUUCAUGUUCCUCCGGCUUGAGUCCCUGAUGGAGGCAUCAUCAGACUCUGAUGUAUCUAGUUUACUUGACCAGCAAACUAAGCAAUCAGGAGAUGGCCUGUUCAGUAAUAACAGCGAUCCUUACUCCAAUAUUGUAGACCUGUCAAUCGCAUCAGGGGACUCAAUCGUGCCAGCUGAUUCUUCAUUGGGCGCAAACAAUGCUGUGAUAUCCACCCAUCAGGCAGGCAGCCAGGUGGAGAUCGAUGAGAUAGAGUUCUUGAACAACUGUAAAGAUGCAGGGGUGGUGCACAUACUGGGAAAUACUGUAGUAAGAGCCAGGAAGAACUCAAAAUUUUGGAAGAAGAUAGCUAUUGAUUAUCUCUAUGCAUUUCUUAGGAAGAUAUGUAGGGAAAAUAGUGUAAUGUUUAACAUUCCUCAUGAGAGUCUCUUGAAUGUUGGGCAGAUAUUCUAUGUAUAAACAUUCAUCUCCAUAGUAGGAGUCUGACCAAACUCAGCGCGCCAUUUGCUGUAUUAUGAAUGAGCAACUUUAAAUCA